AUGAAAUAACUGGAAGAGAAACUUGCACAAACUCUAAUCGAAAAAAAAAAAGUAAUGAAGGAAAAUAAAAAACUAGAAUAUAAAAAUAAGUCACUAAAUGAUUAAAUCGAAACAAUAAGUCAUAGAUGUACAUUUUUAACUGAUCAAUUAAAUUUAUAAAAAAUGACCAAUAAAGAAUAGAAUAAAUAAAUUUUGGCAUUUGAUGGAGUUGAAAUGAGUGGUUAAUUAACUCAAUUUUAAAACUUUUAAAUAUAUGAAAAAGAUAAAAAAAUUUUAGAACUUAAUAAAGAAUUAGAGAAAAAAAAUUAUGAAAUUUCAAAAUUAAAGGCUACAAUAUCAAUUUCUAAUCUAGCAUGCAGUGGAACAGAAUAAAAAAUAUAAAAAAUUGAAUUCGAAAUUGAUAAACAGAAAUCAAGAAAAGACACAUUGUAAAAUAGAGUUGAUGAACUCUAAUAAACAUUGGGAGCUGAGGCACAAUUUAGGAGCAGAGAACCAGAUAUAUACAUAACUCCUUGGAUUUACUCCAGUUUAAAAAAUUAAGGAGUUUAUUAAUAUAAUCCCAACUCUGUCCAAUUAAAAAUAAUUAAAAAUAUCAAAUAUCCUAUAAAACCUCAAAAUAAAACUUUUGAUCUCUGCAAAAAUUGCAAUAGAGAAUUUUAUUAAUAUCGCUCAUGUUGCAAUCCAUUAUACAAUUUGGAUGAUAAAUUAUUGUAUGUUCCUGGAGAUGCAUUCAAUUUUGCUUAGGCAUUCAAAGAUAAAUACUUGAAAACUAAAAAUGAAUUAGAGAUUGAUGAACUACUAGAAAUCCUUCUAUUUGAACUGAAUAAAAUUUGGCAUGAUCGAGAAAAAAAUCAUUUGUAAUUGUUAGCAAAACAUUGCAAGAGAAGAAUUUAAGAAAUUCAAAGAGCUAAUUCUUAGCAAUCUCUUUCCGAAAAAGAGAUGCUACAGAACAUAAAGAGAUUGAAAUUAUAAGUUAAAGACUUACAACAAGAGAAUUUAGAAUAUUUUAAUCAAAAGUUUGGUAAAGCACCCAUUCAUAUUUGA
Molecule: messenger RNA, 1044 nt
Organism: Paramecium tetraurelia
Lineage: Eukaryota; Ciliophora; Oligohymenophorea; Peniculida; Parameciidae
Exons: 2
Source: RefSeq, a predicted model, not a curated record